CGGCAAAUGACCAUACUUUAACUGAAAUUUUGCCCGAACAAGUUCCUAUCCGUAAACUCUGUACAGAAAACAUUGUACUUUUGCUAAGUAAAAACGAAGGGUUCAUGGAGGAGAGACUGAGCAACACAAUUAGCAGGUGGUAGCUGGUCAAAUCAUGAAAAGAUGGUGAUGGCUGAUUGACUGCGCCGUUUAUACCCAACGGGCCGCAAAAUCAAAACAUCAUAAAUAGCAUGUUAAUACAGGACCGAGCCCCAAAAUCAAUGUCAGAAUCAAACCAUGCAUUCCUGGCAAAAAUAAUGAACGCGGCUCCUCGCUGAACGGAAUCCGGAGCCUUAAGACGCCAUCACCAACGAAGAUCGUCAAUACUGUACUGUAGAACCUUGCUAUACGUAUGAUAAAUUCGUGUCGAACACUCCAUAUGAUUAGAGACAGCCAUACAGGAUUCAGUUUGUGGGCCCUAGUACUUAGAGAUGAUUCCAGUCUGAUCGUAUUAUUGUCCGACGAGAAGGCAUCGUACGCACAGUAGUUUCGUGUACUGUAUCGUUGGUCCGUGCAUGCAUAUAAGGGCGGCCACUGUCACGAGCUCAGAUCCAUCCAUACAGCCUUCGCUGCCCACGAGCCAAACAUUCGGAUACAGUCAACCACCAUACGGACAAGGCCUGAUCGUCACGGGCGACCAUGAAGCCUCCCGCAUUGCCCAUCCGCGGCCUCGUUCUUGUCCUGGCCCUCGCCUGCGCCGGCAUUGCACCGGCGAGCGGCGGUGGCGGCGGGCGGUGGGACGUACUGCAGCGCAGCAUCGGCGUGUCGGCGAUGCACAUGCAGCUCCUGCACAACGACCGCGUCAUCAUCUUCGACCGCACCGACUUCGGGCAGUCCAACCUCUCCCUCCCCGACGGCCGCUGCCGCCGCAACCCCAGGGAGCGCGUGCUCCCCGUCGACUGCACCGCGCACUCCGCCGAGUACGACGUCGCGUCCAACACCUUCCGCCCGCUCUUCGUCUUCACCGACACCUGGUGCUCCUCGGGCACCGUCGCGCCCGACGGCACCCUCGUCCAGACCGGCGGGUGGAACGACGGGUACCGCAACGUGCGCGCCAUGCGCGCGUGCGACGGCGGCAGCUGCGACUGGAACGAGACGCAGGACGCGCUCGCCGCGAACCGGUGGUACGCCACCAACCAGAUCCUCCCCGACGGCCGCGCCUUCAUCGUCGGCGGCCGCAGGCAGUUCAACUACGAGUUCUUCCCCAAGGCCGAUGCUUCCGACGCCUCGGCCAUCGCAUUGCCGUUCCUGGUUCAAACUAGGGACCCCGAGGAGAACAAUCUGUAUCCUUUCGUCCACCUGAACAUCGACGGCAACCUUUUCAUCUUUGCCAAGAACCGCGCCGUGCUUCUCGACUACAAGAAGAACAAGAUCGUCCGGACGUACCCUGAGCUGGCCGGCGGCGACCCCAGGAACUACCCCAGCUCCGGCUCGUCGGUGCUGCUGCCCCUGAAGCCGUCGCCCACCGAGGCCGAGGUGCUGAUCUGCGGCGGCGCGCCCGCGGGCUCCUACAACUCGACCAAGGAGAAGACCUUCUUCCCGGCGCUUGUGACCUGCGGGCGGAUCAAGAUCACGGACGCUUCACCGGCGUGGGUGAUCGAGAGAAUGUCGUCGCCGCGAGUGAUGGGGGACAUGAUCCUGCUGCCAAACGGCGCCGAGGUGGUGAUCAUCAACGGCGCCAUGGACGGCACCGCCGGGUGGGAGGCCGCCAACACCCCGGCCUACGCGCCCGUCGUGUACCGGCCGGACCACGCGCCCGGGGACCGGUUCGAGGAGCAGAGCGCGACCGACAUCGCGCGGCUGUACCACUCGUCGGCGAUCCUCCUCCGCGACGGCCGGGUGCUGGUCGGCGGGAGCAACCCGCACAUCUACUACAACUUCAGCAACGAGCAGUACCCGACAGAGCUCAGCCUGGAGGCCUUCUCGCCGGAGUACCUCGACAGCUCCAACGACGCCCUUCGUCCAAAGAUCACCCACCCCUCGCCGGCCGACCCGGCGGUGAGCGUGAAGUACGGUGACUCCAUGACCCUGCAGUUCGAGGUGCCAGCGGUCGCGCCGAGAAGGAGACCGCGCGGCGGGGGCGACGGCGACGGCGGUUCUCUCGGCCUCGUGUCGGUGACGAUGGUGGCGCCGUCGUUCACGACGCACUCGUUCGGGAUGAACCAGAGGCUGCUGUUCCUGGACGUGGCGGGGCCGACGGCGCUGCACGGCGCGGCGGGCGCGUACGAGGCGUCGGUGGUGAUGCCGGCGACGGCCGUGCUGGCGCCGCCGGGGUACUACAUGGUGUUCGUGGUGAACGGGCACAUCCCCAGCGAGGGGGUGUGGGUCCACAUAGAGUGACGGCGAUGCAUGGCGGCAUCGGCAUGCAUCAUGUAUAGCACGACCCGAUUGUUUUGUUCUCUUCUGUCUUCUCUCGUGUGGUUUUUGUCACCACGCACGAAUGUGAGGUGAUGCCGUGACUUUGUUCGUUGUUCAGUCC
Aegilops tauschii subsp. strangulata is the source of this 2518-nucleotide messenger RNA. RefSeq names its product aldehyde oxidase GLOX-like. The record is from RefSeq and is a predicted model, not a curated record. Lineage: Eukaryota; Viridiplantae; Streptophyta; Magnoliopsida; Poales; Poaceae.